Molecule: messenger RNA, 767 nt
Organism: Prunus avium (sweet cherry)
Lineage: Eukaryota; Viridiplantae; Streptophyta; Magnoliopsida; Rosales; Rosaceae
Source: RefSeq, a predicted model, not a curated record
GCAUUUCUAUUUCGGUGAUUGGAUAAACAUUGUCCACAAUCCCAAGAACCACUAUCUUACUUAAUACCAUUUUGCUAGUCUUCUCUUCCUCUGUUUCUCUCUCUCUCUCUCUUCAGAAACCAGAACAAAAAGUUUGGAUCUUCAAGACAAGAAACAAAAAUGUCGAAGAAACCAGAAGCCUCAAAGAAAACAGAAGCCUCAAAGAAAACAGAUGAUGUGUUCGUUGGGUCGAUUGACCAAGGAACCACCAGCACCAGAUUCAUAAUCUAUGAUCGUUCGGCGCGCGCAAUUGGCUCUCAUCAGGUCGAGUUCACUCAGUUUUACCCUGAAGCAGGAUGGGUUGAGCAUGAUGCAAUGGAGAUACUGGAGAGUGUGAGAGUGUGCAUGGCUAAGGCGCUGGACAAAGCCACGGCUGAUGGGCACAACGUGGACAGUGGGCUGAAGGCUAUUGGGUUGACUAAUCAGAGAGAGACGACUCUGGUUUGGAGCAAAUCCACUGGCUGUCCUCUCCACAAUGCUAUUGUUUGGAUGGAUGUACGUACUAGCUCUAUUUGCAGGUACUGUUUCAUUGUUUGUUCAUGUUUAGGAUUUUGAAUAUUUGAAAUCAGGAUCUUCAAUUGCUCAGUUUGUGAUUUCUCAUACAUAGUAGAUUGAAUUUUAUUGAUCCUGAAUUGGGAUUUUGUUAUUUUUGGAUUUGGAUGAAUAUGAUUGAUAGUGUUUUUUUGGUCAAUGUAGGAAUAUUGAUUAUUAAGAUAUGUAAUUCUGCA